AAUUAUGGCUCUGCUAGUUUCUCAUUUUUUAGAAUUGGGCGAGUCUUUGUGUGAACAAGAGCAAUCACUCUCCUCUUAAUGAUAGGCCAUGUUCAUACAUGUUUUGUUUUUUUAUGUAACUUUAGUGGGCACAUGUAGAAACCUCAAUAUAUACACUUGCAUAUAUUAAAUAGUUUUAAUAUGAAUAAUUAUUUUCUUUUAUAUUUAAUUUAAAAUGAGAUUUGAUUGCAUGCCUUAUUUAGGACAAAAAUAUUUUGAAAAUAUGGAGACUCCUGUAAAGGAAAUUAAAACACCAAUAAAAAAGAAAAAAAUAAUUCAAACUCCUCAGACGCCACAAACCCCAACAGUUGAUGUUACUGUACGACGGAGAGUAUCAGAUAUUCUUGUCACUUUGCAUAAGUGUAUUCAAUCGUGGGAAACCAAUAAUACUGCAAGUUUUAACACAGCAAACACAUUAUGUAAUCUAUACAGCCAAUGGAACAAUGUUAAAGAUGCUAGUGAUGUACCCGAAAUCAAUGAUAUAUGCAAGCGUCGCUAUUAUGUUAAAUUAGCGUCAACACGAGAAGAUUUGUUAAAACAAUUAAAAAAGCACCACGAGAAGUUAAAAACAUUAAUAAAAAAAAUGACAAGUCUUGGCGAUAAUUUAAAAGCUCUAUACUAUCUUGGGUUAGUUUCUGCUGAUGAUACCUACAAUGACAGCAGGGUUACAAGUGAUAGUAACAAUACUGAAGUGCUUGAAAACACUGAUCCUGCCAUAUUUGCAUCAUGGACUACUGGUCAGUUUUACAGAAAAACAAGAAUCGUUUUAAACAUGUAUACAAAAGAGUACUUUUUAAAGUGUUCUUUGUACAACAGGUUUUUUCAAUAUAGAGUUGAAGACCUAAAUGAGGAAGGAACCAGCGUGUUGAAUCAAUGUAUUAAUGUUUGGUUGCAUCAACCAUAUAUUGAAGAAAGAUGCACAUUUUUGCUUGAUUCAAUGUUGGUGGAAGCUGAAUUAAAAUAAUUGAGUAUACAAAAAAAAAGAGACAAAAAACAUUUUUUACAAUGCAAUAAAACUUUGCUGCUUUGUUUAUUAAAUUGUUAUGAUACAAAUUGUGGUAGUUUGUUCUUUAAUGUGUGUGUAACUUCAUGUUGGUAUAUUUUUAAAAAUGAUAACAGAGUAAAAAUCAAGUA
This is a messenger RNA of Hydractinia symbiolongicarpus, 1173 nucleotides long. Its product is annotated as cyclin-dependent kinase 2-interacting protein-like. The record is from RefSeq and is a predicted model, not a curated record. The transcript has a single exon. NCBI's taxonomy places the organism in Eukaryota, Metazoa, Cnidaria, Hydrozoa, Anthoathecata, Hydractiniidae. The coding region runs from base 215 to 1003 and encodes 262 amino acids.